AUGAGAAACGUCCCCACAAGUUGCUGGUUACAAGUGCCAACCCAAACUCAUCGCCGUCUCGGAGAUCUUCCACUUGAAAUCAUAUACAAUGUGAUGGGGCUACUCGGUUGGGAGGGCUCAACCUGUCUUGGCUUAACUUGUCCUGAGCUUUACGCUGCAUACAGAGCUCUAUACCCAUCAAAGGUGCCAUUACGAAGCCUGGUCGAUACAACUCUUCCUUUUCGAUUGUACUCAGUCACUAAGAUCGAAAUGACUCAAUUGUACCCACCAAUAAAACUGUAUAAGCUAGUUGGAAACUGGAGCGGGUUGAAAGAUCGAUAUUUCUUUUGGGAGGACGAUCUCUGUUGGAAAAAGGAGAACGCAGGGUAUUCCACGAGUAUGACAACGGCAUUGGAUGUCCCUUCGAGCGGUGUUCCAGAUCAUUUUCUUCUUGCCUCUGUGUAUGCAAACAAGAUCCAAAAUAUGAAGAUAUUGCAGGAAAGAUAUCAGGAUUAUGAAUUGACACGCACUGAUCGUACGAAUCGCACCUUGAUGGAUUAUGACGAGGAUAGUUCAGUUUAUUUGGGCUCAAAAGAGGCAACUUUACUCCUCCAAGCGAGUCGAAUCCCCUCUCCCUUCAACUUGGGGGCCGAAUGGGAUAGCAAAGCUAAGAAAGUAAUUGUGGAAAGCAUUAAUCUGGCCCCAUGCGCACUCUUUUGGCAAGUUUACUGGAAAUCCACAAAUAUCUGGCGACAAAAUGCCUUGUACUUUGAUAAGAAAUGGAAAUCUGCUGAGGCUGCGGAGAAAGCUUUGGACCACUUCCCAGAAUGGAUCGAAAUGAUCGGGUUUUGA
Botrytis fragariae is the source of this 831-nucleotide messenger RNA. RefSeq lists its product as uncharacterized. The coding region runs from base 1 to 831 and encodes 276 amino acids. The record is from RefSeq and is a predicted model, not a curated record. The transcript has 2 exons. Lineage: Eukaryota; Fungi; Ascomycota; Leotiomycetes; Helotiales; Sclerotiniaceae.